AUGGCACCCAAAGGACUUGCAAUCCUCAUCGGCGCGGGGCCAACAUCCGGCGCAGGCAUCGCCCGCAUCCUCGCAAGCCCUCAGCAUGGCAACCUCGCAGUCGCCCUCCUCGCGAGAAACCCAGACAACCUGCACAAGCUUGCAUCCGACCUCGGCAAGUCUUCAGACGGCAUCCUCCACCCGUUCCCGACGGACACCCAGCCGGACAACCUCCGGCGCGCGUUCCAGCAGAUCGCCGACCACCCGGACUUCAAGGACCUCAAGCUGAAGCUGGCCAUCUACCACGUCAAGAACUCGAGUAGGAAGCCGUUCCUCGAGGAGACGCCGGAAGCCUUCAACGACAGCAUGAGCACCUACACCACCGGCGCCGUCGUGUUCGCGCAGGAGGCCCUGAAGGUCAUGUACGCCCAGAACGGCGGGCAGACGCUCCUCGCCGACACGGACGGGGCCAAGAAGGGCACCGUCAUCUUCACGGGGACGCUGGGGGCCAUGCGCACGAACCAGCAGUAUGCCGCCUACGGGGCCUCCCGGGCGGCGGCGCGGAUGGUGGCACAGUCCAUCGCGAAGGAGCACAGCAAGUUCGGCGUGCACGUGGUCCACGCGAUUGCCAACGGCGGCAUCAUCGACGAGGAGGGCCAAGACACGAGAACCGGCAAAAAGAUGCGGGCGGAGGACGUUGGCGAACUCUAUCUGUGGCUUUCGCAACAGCCAAGUUCGCUGUGGACUCACGAAUUGGACAUGAGGCCAGCGCAAGAGGCUUUCUAG
Colletotrichum graminicola M1.001 is the source of this 765-nucleotide messenger RNA. RefSeq names its product short-chain dehydrogenase/reductase SDR. The transcript has a single exon. Bases 1 to 765 code for a protein of 254 amino acids. The record is from RefSeq and is a predicted model, not a curated record. Lineage: Eukaryota; Fungi; Ascomycota; Sordariomycetes; Glomerellales; Glomerellaceae.